UCCUAUUUACGGAGCUGAAUAUGUGCAGAACUUAAAGCGCAGCAGACCAUCUGUAUUUGAUGAGACCGUGGACCAAGACCAGGCCCCCAAGAAGAAAAAGAAGAAGAAGUCUAAAAAGCAGGAUGAAUAGAUUUUUUUAUACUUUCAGACAAAAUGGUUCAAAUCUCAGGUUCAGAUCUGGCGCAGUUGGAGCCGAAGCUUCAUAAGAUAUUCAAGAGUCAACUCGGGUUCUUCGAGGAGGAGAUGCUCUCCAACACACUCAGUAUGAUCUAUCAGGGAGUAGGUAAAGAGGAGCUGGAGAAUCAACUCUCCGACAUGCUGGACGUGAAGAAGGCGGCCAAGUUGGCCGAUGAGAUUUGGAGUUUUAUGGAGGAGUAUAGUCUGAUCAAAGAGGAAUCUGGGGAGGGGACAAUCCUCGGUAAACGGUCUAGAGAAAGAACACAGGAGGAAGAUGACUAUACAGAGAGUAAUAAGAGGAAGAAAUAUACAGAAAAGUAUGACAGGGCAGCAGCUUAUGAUAAAGCAUCCCUUGAUAGGAUCCAGAAACCCCCAGAGAAGAAGGUGAAGAGUGAAAAUGUGGAGGACGAGAGUAUCCCAGAGAGCAACAUCAAGGAGGAGGUGAUCCCACCCUCCCCUGCUCAGAUCCAGGAGAUGUUGAAGAAAACUCAACAAAUGAUCGAGGAAAGGAAAAAGAAGCUGAAUGUUAAAGUUGAAACCUCGAAAUCUGCUCAAAUUGCAGCUCUUCAGGCUUCUAUUGCAGCUAAGCUUAAUAAGGUUGUCAUACCAAAAGUUGAACUUCCCUCCAAACCUGUUCCUCUUAUCAUUGACGACAGCGGUAGAACAGUUGAUUCUACAGGUCAGCAGAUUCUCCUAAGCGCCCAUGUUCCAUCCCUGAAAGCUAAUCUGAGAGCACAGGAGAAAAAAGUGGAAUAUGUUAAGCAAGAGAGAGUUGAACCUAAACCUGAACCCGAGGAGUCCAGCUUCCAGGAUCCAAGAAUAGGGCAACGAGGAGCUAUGAGGUAUAAGAGAGUGAUGGAGUUCCAUGAAGCUGGAAAGUUCCAAGCUGAAGCUCAGAGGAUGAGAAUGAAAGCUCAGCUAGAGAAACUACAGUCAGAGAUCAGUAGCAUUGCCAGAAAGACUGGAAUUAGUUCCGCGACCCAGUUGGCUAAACUGGUUCCUAAGGGAACUAUGUCGGAGAAGGAACCGGAUAUUGAAUGGUGGGAUCAGCUGGUUCUAGGUUCUAACAACUAUGAUGACUGGAAACUAAGAGAGGGUGCUAUAUCUAAUCUUAUUGAACAUCCUAUUCAGUUGCAACCGCUGGAGAGCACGAAAUCGGUGAGCGUCCCUAUGUUCUUGACGAAGAAGGAGCAGAAGAAGAUGAGAAGACAGAACAGGAGGGAAGCUUGGAAGGAGAAGCAGGACAAGAUCAGGCUGGGGCUUGUUCUGCCUGAUGAACCUAAGGUUAAGAUGUCGAAUUUAAUGCGCGUGCUUGGAAACGAACAGAUAAUGGAUCCUACUAAAAUUGAGGCGCAUGUCCGCGCUCAAAUGGCCAAGCGUAAGGCUGAGCAUGAACAAGCUAAUGCUGAGCGUAAGUUAACCCCUGGACAAAAGAAGGAGAAGAAUUUAAGAAAACUGAAGGAGGAUACAACCGCAGGAGUUUCUGUUACUGUAUACAGGCUGAAGAAUCUGAUGAAUCCGUCGAAAAAAUGGAAACUGGAGAAAAAUGCCCAGCAGCUCUUCAUGACAGGAACAGUAGUUCUAUAUCAG
Eurytemora carolleeae is the source of this 1767-nucleotide messenger RNA. RefSeq names its product U4/U6 small nuclear ribonucleoprotein Prp3. Gene Ontology annotation, biological process: mRNA splicing, via spliceosome. Gene Ontology annotation, cellular component: U4/U6 x U5 tri-snRNP complex. The record is from RefSeq and is a predicted model, not a curated record. NCBI's taxonomy places the organism in Eukaryota, Metazoa, Arthropoda, Copepoda, Calanoida, Temoridae.